Messenger RNA from Nycticebus coucang (slow loris), 5911 nucleotides. It is a transcript of the gene DCK, whose product is annotated as deoxycytidine kinase. NCBI's taxonomy places the organism in Eukaryota, Metazoa, Chordata, Mammalia, Primates, Lorisidae. Gene Ontology annotation, biological process: nucleobase-containing compound metabolic process. The record is from RefSeq and is a predicted model, not a curated record. Gene Ontology annotation, molecular function: ATP binding; deoxycytidine kinase activity. Gene Ontology annotation, cellular component: mitochondrion; cytoplasm. The coding region runs from base 342 to 1124 and encodes 260 amino acids. The transcript is spliced from 7 exons.
GUCGGGAACCUCCUCCCCGCACCCCGCUCCCGCGUCUGGCCCCGCCACUCCCGCGCGGCCUGGCCCCAGCUUUGCGUCACCCGCCUGCGGAGCGAGCACCCUGGGUCGCCGGGCCCGGGCGGGGCACAGUCAGAGGUGCGGAAGGGGGCGUGGCUACGCUGCAGGCCCCGCCCUCCAGCGGUCGCCUCCGCGCGCCAAAGUCAAACGCCCGGAGUCGCCGGCGGCCGGGAGCCCGCGCACCCGCCUGUCUCCUCACGCGCGGCGGCUCCGCGAGUUCGGCGCGCAUCUGUGCCGCCGCCAGCCUCUCCGCCUACCCUCUCGGAGCCAGGUCAGGUCUAAACAUGGCCACCCCGCCCAAGAGAAGCUGCCCGUCUCCCGCAGUCAGCUCUCAGGGGACCCGCAUCAAGAAAGUCUCCGUCGAAGGGAACAUCGCUGCAGGGAAGUCAACAUUUGUAAAUAUCCUUAAACAAGUCUGCGAGGAUUGGGAAGUGGUUCCUGAACCUGUUGCCAGAUGGUGCAAUGUUCAAAGUACUCAAGAUGAAUUUGAGGAACUGACAACAUCUCAGAAAAAUGGUGGAAAUGUUCUUCAGAUGAUGUAUGAGAAACCUGAACGAUGGUCUUUUACCUUCCAAUCGUAUGCCUGUCUCAGUAGAAUACGAGCUCAGCUUGCCGCUCUUAAUGGCAAGCUCAAAGAUGCGGAGAAACCUGUAUUAUUUUUUGAACGAUCUGUGUAUAGUGACAGGUAUAUUUUUGCAUCUAAUUUGUAUGAAUCUGACUGCAUGAAUGAAACAGAGUGGACUAUUUAUCAAGACUGGCAUGACUGGAUGAAUAACCAGUUUGGCCAAAGCCUUGAAUUGGAUGGAAUCAUUUAUCUUCGAGCCACUCCACAAAAAUGCUUAAAUAGAAUAUAUUUACGGGGACGAAAUGAAGAGCAAGGCAUUCCUCUUGAAUAUUUACAGAAGCUUCACUAUAAACAUGAAAGCUGGCUCCUGCAUAGAACAUUGAAAACCAACUUUGAUUAUUUACAAGAGGUGCCUAUUUUAACACUGGAUGUUAAUGAAGACUUCAAAGACAAGCAUGAGAGUCUGGUUGAAAAGGUCAAAGAAUUUUUGAGUACUCUGUGAUCUUGCUGAAGACUACAGGCAGCCAAAUGCUUCCAGAGACUUCAGCUCUGUGUAUCUUUGUAGCUGCACAUUCAUACAGGUCUCUUUGGAAAACCUGAGUUUUUAAUCAUUUUUGUUCCAAGAAAAAAAUUUUUUAAUGAAUCCUAUAUAAAACUGUAUUACCAGUUUCUUUUCUCUUUUCUUAUCUUUGUAAAAACAAAGACAUUACCUCUCACAAUAGGAAGUCUGGAGGUGGAUGGUUUCAGAAUCUGUACAGUGGCUAACCUGUGUUAUAAAAGAUUUAGCUUCCUUUUGUUUUUAUUUUCUGUUUUCUUCUUCAGUAGGUUAGCUUUUUUCUGUGGUGCUUCUCACCCCACUGUUGACCAGUUUCUUUUCUUUUCUUUUUUUUUUGAGACAGAAUUUCACUUUGUCAGCCUUGGUAUGGUAGAGUGCCAUGGCGUCAUAGCUCACAAGCAACCUCAAACUCUUGGGCUCAAGCGAUGCUCUUGUCUCAGCUUCCCGAGUAGCUGAGACUACAGGUACCUUCCACAAGGCCCAGCUAUUUUUAGAGACAAGGUCUCACUCUUGCUCAGGCUGGUCAUGAACCUGUGAGCUCAGGCAUUCUACCCAUCUUGGCUUCUCAGGUGCUGGGAUUACAGGCUGAGCUACCACACCCUGCCCUGGUGACCAAUUUCUUAUUGGAAAGUUUUAAUGCCACAUAGUGGCAGCGUGUCCUGUGUACAUUAGUGUAUCUAUUAAAAGCUGAAAAGUGGAAUUUAAGGAAUCAUUAAAUAAGGAUUCUGAAAUUUUUUUUAUCAGGUGCCUCCCUUUCUCUUUUAUGUUGGAAGAUAAGACCAACUUUUGUGUUUAAUCAUUCACUGAUACUCACUAAUGCAUCUAUGACACCUUCAUUAGAGAGGCACCUUAGGCUUUGUUCUCAGUUGGGUAAUGGCAUUACCUGCUCUAAGGUAAUGAAUUAAUCUUAGAGCUCAUUUAAUCUUAGGCUCAUUUAAUCUUUUCUCUACCUUUGUUUCUUCAUAUAUGGCAUGGAUGAUACCAUUUUUCAUUUUUUUACAUAAGAUUUUGAAGGAUUAAAGAGGAAAUCUAUCUAUACUUAAUAGAUAACUGGAAGUUAUUACAUGAGUACAUGUAAGAUUCACUUUACAUGGAGCCAAUAGUUACUUGCUUUCUUCUUCCUUAGACUAUUGUUUUUAGAAUGAAAACUCAUUACUAUGUUAAAAGAUUUGUUUAAACUAUGAUUGUCCUUAAAUCAUUUGAGGUAGAAGUAUAGUUUUUUUCAAAAUUUCUUCCCAUUUUGAUGACGUUGGUGAAACAUAGCAAAGGGUGAGACUGUCAGUGAGCAUCUCGCUUUACCUCUCUAGUUGGUGCAGAGUCAGAAAUUGAAACCAGGGUAGAUUAUCUUCAUCAUUCUGUCUGUUUAGUCCCACUUCUUACUUUCUGCCUAUUCUGUUUUCCCUGUUGUCUAGAUGAAUUAGGUAGCGUGCUAUUUUAAAGUUUAAAUAAAAGUCACACAUUUGAACUUUGAGAACAUUGUGAUCAUUCACUGCAAAGUUCGCUUUGCUUUGUAGGGUUUGUCUUAGGGUUAUUUCCCCUUUCAGAGAAAAUAACUGAUAAAAAUGAUCUUGCUUUAUGUGUGAUAUCUUAUGAAAGCAUUCUUGUUUUUAUUGAACUAGGAAAUAAAACUAGCAAAGCUGGGGGUAAGGUUCCAUUAAGAAGGCAUACUUAAUUAUGUGUGAAGUAUUUAUGUGAAUAGUUGUAAAAAUCUGCAUGGAUUCAUCUUAGGUCUGUAUAUAAUUAAAGAGUUUUUUCCCCUAGUUUCUUAGUUAAGGUAUGCAGUGUUUUUUCUGUAUAUCUAAUUUUUAUAUUUUAGAAAAAUACAUCUUUUUGUAAUGAGGAAAGGCCACUUUUCACUUUGAAACUACCAUUUUGCCUUUCUAAAAUUUUCUCUUUUGUUUUUGGCUUCUUAUUCAAAGAUGAUAAUUUAGUAGGUUAGCCAGUCCACAUGCACUGAUCUUUGAAAACUUAAAUUCAAAUCUGUAACUAUCAUAAAUAUUUAAACUAAUUCAUUAUAUGUGUGGAUUUUUGGGGGGUUGUUUUUGUUAUAAAUGAAUUUGUCUACUUAAGUAUUUGUUAAUAGUAAGUAUACAUUUCGUGAACUACACUGGAGCUAUGCUCAUUGAAAUGAUUACAUCAUUUUAGAAUAAAAAUUUCUUUUAACUUUUGAAGAAGAAUUAUGAAUAUAAAAGGUGAAAAUUAUAUAAUUGUAUCAAUACUAUUUUAAGUAGAGGCUUAAAAUUCAAUGAUUUUCAAUAACCUUUUGAAGUGUUUAAUACUUGAAAUAUGUAGAAUUGAAAGAACCUAAUAAAAAUAUUAUUAUUUAUUUGUUAUGACUCAAAAUAAAAAUUGUACUGGUGUGGUAGGCAUAAGAGAAUUGAGCCUGAUGGACCUCAUUCUCUUGGAUCUGUUUCUCAUGGAGUAUCUUUCAUUAGAGUUAAUGUAUUACCUUUUAUAGUUGCUCUUUCAAAAAAGUAAUUGAUAGUAUAAGACUUAUUUUCCUUAACCGGAAUUUUCUGUUCUACUGUGCCUGAAACUUAGAGCAUUACAUACCAAGCCAUUUAGAAAUUAGGUCUGUCAUAUUUUAAAGGGGAGUUGCAAAGUAAAUGGAGCCAGCACAUUGUACCUCAUGAUUACAUUAUCGUACACAGCUAUGAUUUAAUAAAAAAAGUAGAGAUAUAAAUCUUAUUACCUCCAGAAAAAUGCUAAAUAAGUUAAAACUGAUAACUGUGUUAUCAGUAUGAAUUCUGAUAAAUAAUAACCUUCCUUCAUCUGGCAAACUUACCUUCUUUUAAAGUAUUAUUUUGAAAAAAGUUUUAGAGUCAUGAAAAGUUGCAAGAAUAUUAGAGUUCCUGUGUACCUGCCCUCAGCCUUCUCCUUUACUUAAUGGUAGGUAACACUUUAACCAUAGUAUAUUAUCAAACUAAAAAUUAACUUUGGUACAUUGCUAUGAACUGAAGCAUCACAGCUCACAGCAACCUCAAACUCUUGGGCUCAAGCGAUUCUCUUGCCUCAGCCUUCCAAGUAUAUGGGACUACAAGCGCCUGCCACAAUGUCUGGCUUUGUUUUAGAGACAAGGUCUUGCUCUGGCUCAGACUGGUCUCCAGCUCUUAAGCUUAGGCAAUUCACCUGCUUCAACCUCCCGGAGUGCUAGAAUUACAGGCGUGAGCCACUGGGCCUGGCCUAUUAACUGAUUUUGAAUGUUGAAUCAGCCAUACAUACGUAGGGUAAAUCCAACUUAAUCAUUAUUUUGUAAUUCUUUUUGAAUGUUGUUGUAUAUAAUUCACAUUGAAUUGAAUAUUUUAUGGAGGAUUUUAGCAUUUAUAUUUCUGAGAGAUACUGGUCUAUAGUUUACUUAUAAUGUCUUUGGUUUUGGUAUUAAAAUGACACUGACUAUAUAGAAUGGGUUAGGAAGUGUUCCCUCUGUUUCUACCCUCUGGGAGAGAUUGUAGAGAAUUGGUAUAAUCUAUUCCUUAAAUGUUCAAUAGAAUUCAUCACUGAACCAAUCUAGGCCUGGUGCUUUCUGUCUUGGAAUUUUGUUAAUUAUUGAUUUUUUUUUUUUAAUAGAUAGAUACUUAGAUACUCUAUUUUGUGAAUUUUGACAGACUGUAUCUUUUCAAGGAAUGGAUCCAUUUCACUUAGUUUGCUAAAUUUGUGGGCAUAGAGUUAUCCAUAAUAUCCCUCUGUUACCUUUUUAAUUCCAUGGGAUCUGUAGUGAUAUCCCCUCUUCAUUUCUGAUGUUAAUAAUUUGUGUCUUCUGUUUUUCUGAAUUGGCCUGGCUAAGGCAUAGCAAUUUCUAUUGAUCUUCUUAAAGAACUACCUUUUGGUUUUCCUGAUUUUCUCUGUUUUCCUAUUUCAUUGAUUUGUACUCUAAUUUUCAUUAUUUCUUAUAUUUACUUUGAAUUUAUUAAAUAUUUUAUUUCAAAAUAUUAAUUAAGGGGGUAUAAGUGUUUUUGUUGCAUGGUUAUCUUGUUUAAUACUCAAGUCAGGGAGUUUGGUGCCCACCACCAGAAUAGUGUUCAUUGUACCCAGUAGGUAGGUUUUAAUCCCACUCCUACCUUCCCAGUCUUGGCUCCUUGUGUCUCUUGUGUGUGUCACUUUGUGUGUGCACUAUCUGUUAGCUCUCACUGAUUAGUGAGAACAUACAGCGUUUGGCUUUCUGUUCCCAACAUACUUCACUUAGGAUAACGGUCUCCGGUUCACUCUGCUUUGCUGCAGAUGAUACUAUUUCAUUCCUUUUUAUGGCCAAGUUUACUUUGAAUUUAAUUAGCUCUUUUGUUUCCUAUGGUGAAAACUUAGAUUUUUUUAUUUUAGAUCCCAUUUUCUAAUACACAUAUUCAAUAUCAUAAAUUUCCCUCCAAGCACUAAUUUCACUGCACCCUAAUUUAAAACCUGAUGUUACAGUUUUAUUUUCAUUUAGUUCAGACUAUUUGAAAAUCUCCCUAGUUCUUCUUUGAUGCAUAUGUUAUGUAGAAAUAUUGUGGGUUUUUUCCAAGUAUCUUUCUGUAAUUGAUUUCUAGUUUAAUUCAUUGUAGUCUGAGAGCAAAUAUUGUAUGAUUUCUAUUUUUAAAAAUUUAUUUAAAUGUCUUUUAUGAAUGUUUUACAUGAACUUGAAAUGAAUGUGUAUUCUGCUGUUGGAUGAACUAGUCUGUAGAUGUUAAUUAUACCCAGUUGAUUGAUGGUGUUGUCGAAGUCAAUUGUGUCUUUACUGAUUUUCUCCUUCUAGAUCUUUC